AUGUUCAAAGGACCAGUGGAGAGCAAAAACGAAGCAGCCAUGUCUGAGCUGGUCCCAGAGCCACGACAAAAGCCCGUCGUACCAAUGAAACCCAUGGGCAUCAACGCCAGCUUGCUGGGCUACAUCGGUAUUGACACCAUAAUUGAGCAGAUGCGCAAGAAAACCAUGAAGACGGGUUUUGACUUCAACAUCAUGGUUGUAGGUCAGAGCGGACUGGGAAAGUCAACAUUGGUAAAUACCCUCUUCAAAUCCCAGGUGAGUCGCAAAUCUUCAGGCUGGAACCGGGAGGAGAAGAUCCCCAAGACAGUGGAGAUCAAAGCCAUUGGGCAUGUCAUUGAAGAAGGCGGUGUCAAAAUGAAGCUGACAGUGAUUGACACACCAGGAUUUGGGGACCAGAUCAACAAUGAGAACUGCUGGGAGCCUAUUGAGAAAUACAUCAAUGAGCAAUAUGAAAAGUUUUUGAAAGAGGAAGUGAAUAUUGCAAGGAAGAAACGAAUUCCAGACACGCGUGUGCACUGCUGCCUCUACUUCAUCUCCCCUACGGGCCACUCUUUGCGGCCUUUGGACCUGGAGUUCAUGAAACAUCUCAGCAAGGUAGUGAACAUCAUCCCAGUUAUUGCUAAGGCUGACACCAUGACCUUGGAGGAGAAGACCGAAUUCAAACAAAGAGUGCGCAAGGAACUAGAAGUAAAUGGGAUCGAGUUUUAUCCCCAGAAAGAAUUUGAUGAAGACUUGGAGGAUAAAACAGAGAACGACAAAAUCAGGCAGGAAAGCAUGCCCUUUGCAGUAGUGGGCAGUGACAAGGAGUACCAAGUGAAUGGCAAAAGAGUCCUGGGCAGGAAAACACCCUGGGGAAUCAUUGAAGUGGAAAAUCUCAAUCACUGUGAAUUUGCCCUACUUCGAGAUUUUGUCAUCAGGACCCACCUUCAGGACCUAAAAGAAGUGACCCACAACAUCCACUAUGAGACCUACAGGGCCAAACGGCUGAAUGACAAUGGAGGGCUGCCCCCCAUGACUGUCGAGACAGAAGAAAACCACGAAAGUAACCUGUGA
Cinclus cinclus is the source of this 1053-nucleotide messenger RNA. It is a transcript of the gene SEPTIN3, whose product is annotated as septin 3. Gene Ontology annotation, cellular component: microtubule cytoskeleton; septin ring; cell division site. Bases 1 to 1053 code for a protein of 350 amino acids. The transcript is spliced from 10 exons. Gene Ontology annotation, biological process: cytoskeleton-dependent cytokinesis. Gene Ontology annotation, molecular function: molecular adaptor activity; GTP binding; GTPase activity. NCBI's taxonomy places the organism in Eukaryota, Metazoa, Chordata, Aves, Passeriformes, Cinclidae. The record is from RefSeq and is a predicted model, not a curated record.